AUGCAUUUCCAAAAGCUUGCAAUCCUUGCCCUGAGUGGCCUGGCCGUGGCUCACCCUGGGUCCCACGAGCACGGCUCGUACUCAGUUGCCUCGAAGAGACAUUUCCUUCACAACGCGCGCCGCAGCCUCGACCUCUGCGCGAAUCACCUCGACAAGCGCGGCAUCAACGAGCGUGCUAAGGUCCGCCGUGCUUCCAUUGUCGAGGCAAAUAAAAAGCGAACUGUUCUCGCCCGUGAUCUGGAGAAGGUCGUCAACACUUCGCACCACUCCACCCUGGACGUGACCUCGAGCACCUCCGAGACUGAGCUCUUCAAUGCGAACCCAACUUGCAUCCUCGCUCCCGAAGGAGAGGUCGGCCCCUUCUGGGUCAGCGGAGAACUGAUCCGGAAGGACAUUCGUGACGACGAGCCAGGCAUUCAAUUGAUCCUCGACGCCCAAUUUAUCGACAUCAACACCUGCGAGCCCAUCGAGGACCUAUACUGGGAUGUGUGGAACUGUAAUGCCACUGGUGUCUACUCCGGCGUGCAGAGCAGCAUGAAUGGAAACGGCAACGAUGCGUCCAACCUGAACAAGACCUUUGCUCGUGGACUCCAGAAGACCGACUCGGAGGGCGUGGCCCAAUUUAACACUCUCUUCCCUGGCCACUACUCCGGCCGUGCCACCCACAUCCAUGUUAUUGCCCACACCCAAGCCCAUGUUCUGUCUAACAACACCCUCACUGGUGGGCAGAUCUCGCAUAUCGGUCAGCUUUUCUUCGACCAAGACCUCAUUACCAAGGUGGAGGCUACCUCUCCUUAUAAUGAGAACACCGUUGCCAUCACCCAGAAUGCGAAUGAUCACGUCGUCCAGGUCGAGACUGCGAACUCCGACUCAGAUCCUUUUUUCGAGUACACUCUGCUUGGCGAUACCGUUGAGGAUGGAAUCUUCGGCUGGAUCACUCUGGGCAUCAACACCAGCGCUAGCCACGACUCGGAUGCUUCAUAUGCUGCAACCCUUACUGCCAACGGUGGUGUGUCUAACUCCAACUCGGGUAGCAUGUUCUAA
Molecule: messenger RNA, 1044 nt
Organism: Penicillium cosmopolitanum
Lineage: Eukaryota; Fungi; Ascomycota; Eurotiomycetes; Eurotiales; Aspergillaceae
Product: intradiol ring-cleavage dioxygenase
Exons: 1
Coding region: 1-1044 (347 amino acids)
Molecular function (GO): oxidoreductase activity, acting on single donors with incorporation of molecular oxygen, incorporation of two atoms of oxygen; ferric iron binding
Source: RefSeq, a predicted model, not a curated record